Dicentrarchus labrax (European seabass) is the source of this 802-nucleotide messenger RNA. RefSeq lists its product as uncharacterized. The transcript is spliced from 3 exons. Lineage: Eukaryota; Metazoa; Chordata; Actinopteri; Moronidae. The record is from RefSeq and is a predicted model, not a curated record. The coding region runs from base 71 to 802 and encodes 243 amino acids.
CACCGGCUGCCGUAUGCGACGGACAGAAAUCCCCGUGUGUAUUUGAGAGAGCAGUGAGAUCUGAGAGAAAAUGGUUUUUGCAAAACUGCAAUUCACAGCCUCGCAGCAGCUUCUCCUGCGGGCCUCUGGUGAGGCGGUGGCCUACAUCGCCGCCAAGGGGCCACGCGGGGCCGCCGCUGCUGCGAGGGCCAAGAAGCCGGAGGAGGUGGAGAAGGAGGCACAAGCCCACGUCGUCUCCACGGGCGGUGACCCUGGGAACCACAUGCUGGUGCUGAGCUGCCACAGCAUCCAGUUUGGGAAGUACCAGGGUCAAACGUUCCGUUGGCUCCUGGAGAACGACGUGGGCUACACGGUACAGUUGGUCGCCAGCCACCAGCGGGAGCGGGAGAAGAGUGCCUCCGACAGCCCCCUUAUGGCCAACAAGGACGCUCUCGCCCAGUACUCGUGCGCCCACCCGGAGUUCGCUGAACACAUAAGAUUCCACCGGGCGCACGAGGAGGCCCGGGCUCGUGCCAGUCAGCCCGGGUGUGAGGGCGAGGCCCUUGUUGGCUUUGGGAAGUUUAAAGAGGACACCCUGAAGGACCUAUUUGUCAAGUGGCUUCGAGGGAAGACACUGCACCCUGGGACUGCAAUGGACGCCGCCAGGAAGUACAUCCUGGGCCGAGACGCGAAGCGGUCGGCAGAGGCGGCAGCUGCGGCUGCUACCCCCCCUCCACCCACCAGCAGCCGCAGCAUCAGCAGCAGCGCCCCCACCACCACCAGCAGUGGCCCCAGCAAGGCCGCUGCUUCCACCGCGCUGUAG